AUGGCUCGAUCCACCCGGAACACAAAGGCGAAGGCUGCCCCCGCCAAAGGACGCACCGACCGUGACGACCUCGUGCAAUCGUCCGCCGCCAAGCCGGGUUCGUCGUCCAACUUCCGUGCCCGCCUUCGUGGAGAGGAGCCUGUGCGUGAGGCUACGCCCAAGGCCGAGGCACCUAUCGAAGUCGACGCCAUGGAGGAGGUCUCGCAUGACCUGCGGGCCAGUUUCGACCUGAUCCCGAACAUUGGUUCGUCCAGCAGAGUGAUGAAGCCCCCAAAGAAGUCGCGCAAGGUGCACGAGGCAGUCACACAGCUCAAAGAGCUGUUCGCCAAGUACGGCCUUGACAUUUACACCAAGGGUGCCAACGACAUCAUGCAGGCCCAUGCCACCAUUGAUACUCGGGCGGAGCAGCUGUCGCUCGACUCGUCCCAUUUUAUCACCAAGUCUGAGGAACUGUACUCCAAAAUGACAACCCCUCUUUCUUCCACCCGCUGCCACGGAAAUGAAACUGCACGCGCCAGAAUUGACUCGCACCUGGCCUCCCUACGCACUGGGAUCCAGCAGGCCCAAAAAGAACUGGAAGUGUUGCAGGAGAAAUGGGACGAGGCUUUCGCCGAGGAGUGUGCCGCAUGGAAGGACUAUGACGACGUCCUAGCCAAGUACCAACAGCCUGAUCCCGAGCUGGAACAGGAGCUCGCCGAGAUGAAACAGCAAAUUCGCGCCAUCAACCAAGAGUAUGAAGACGAGAUGGAUAAGCUUGAGGCGAAGUACAAAGCAGACAUGCAGGCUGAGACACUCCGGAUUCUGCAGUCGUUUGAGUAA
Purpureocillium takamizusanense is the source of this 819-nucleotide messenger RNA. RefSeq lists its product as uncharacterized. The record is from RefSeq and is a predicted model, not a curated record. The coding region runs from base 1 to 819 and encodes 272 amino acids. The transcript has 3 exons. Lineage: Eukaryota; Fungi; Ascomycota; Sordariomycetes; Hypocreales; Ophiocordycipitaceae.